Messenger RNA from Mesocricetus auratus (golden hamster), 3036 nucleotides. It is a transcript of the gene Lamp3, whose product is annotated as lysosomal associated membrane protein 3. Bases 230 to 1465 code for a protein of 411 amino acids. The transcript is spliced from 6 exons. NCBI's taxonomy places the organism in Eukaryota, Metazoa, Chordata, Mammalia, Rodentia, Cricetidae. Gene Ontology annotation, cellular component: membrane. The record is from RefSeq and is a predicted model, not a curated record.
GUGAGCUGCCUGUGGUUUCCCUCGCGGUGCAACACACUAUUUAACUCUACUAGCUACUUCUCAUCAUGUAAGUGAGGUCGGCGUCUCUGCCAUGAGUGGAUGAAGGGCAAGGAGUUUGCUGUUCCUGAGGUUCGUGUUUCUGCUCUGAAACUGACUCCAUUCCUGCAGCUCAGAAGGCCCAUCUGUGCCCAGCCAAGCACACAGCAGCAGUAGACUGACCUUAACUAUCAUGCCUGGGCGGCUCUCUGCUGUGGCCGUGCUCUUCCUGUCCCUGGCUGUGAUUUUACAUGGCUAUCAAAUAAGAGAAAAAGAAUUUCCAAAAAGCAGAGACUAUCUUCAAUAUACCUCAACAGUCACAGGACAGACCACAGCAAAACCUCUCCUACAGCUGGUUAACCAAACACAUCGUGUAACUUUAGCAGCAAGAUCAAGGGAUGGUCACAUUCAAAUGUCUGUUGAAGACUCCACCCCUGAAAACAUAGCUCACACAACAACCAAAGCAAUAAUCCCAGUAACUACAAAACGCCUUCUACCCAGCAUCCCAGUUAACUAUACCUUUGUUACACCUAAUAACUCACACGUGGCUACAUUAUCUACUGAAGGUACCAUUGGCCCUAGCUCAGUUGCACAUUUACCAGUUCAUACAACUGGAACUAGUCUAUCCACUGUCAACAAUAUAACUGGGAGAACUCCCCAACUUGGUGGUCAGACUACCUUCCACCAAACAUUUUUCACAGCAUUACACAAAACCACAACCAAUCAGAAGCCAACUCCACCCACCUAUGUUCCAGGAGCAUCAGUACCUACACACAAGGUCAGCUUUGAAUCUUCACCUGCCCCCAUAGUUCCUGGGCCCACACUGGCAACCCAGUUAUCACCAGCCAAGACGGGAACAUAUGAAGUCCUAAAUGGAAGCAGGCUCUGUAUAAAAGCAGAGAUGGGACUAGAACUGAUUGUUCAAGAAAAGGAUUUGGAUUUUGCAACUCAGAGACACUUCAACAUUGACCCCAGCCUAACCCAUGCAUCCGGGAAAUGUGGCUCCCAAAAAUCCAACCUCUUCUUGGAUUUCCAAGGUGGAUCAGUGAAUAUUACAUUCAUCAAGGAAGAAAACUCAUAUUAUGUCAGUGAAGUGGGAGCAUAUUUGACUGUCUCAAAUACAGAGAGGACUUAUCAGGGAAUGAAGCACAGGAUGGUGAUGUUUGAGACGGUUGUUGGGCAUUCCUUCAAGUGUGUGAGUGAGCAGAGCAUCCAGCUGUCAGCACAGCUUCAGAUGAAGACAAGGAACAUCCGUCUCCAAGCCUUUGAUUUCGAAGGAGACUGCUUUGGAAAUGUGGAUGAGUGUUUGUCUGACUACACAGUUGUGCUUCCUGUGAUCGGGGCCAUCGUGGUCGUCCUCUGUGUUGUGGGUCUGGCUGUCUACACAAUCCGUCAAAGGCACCAGUCAUUGGGAUACCAGAGAAUCUAAUUUAUAAUCAAAUGAAAUGGGAAUAAUGGUGUUUAGAAAAAAAUUCCAGUAUUUCCAGAAUGUGGGAGACCUCUCUUAUUCACUAACAUCUACUAAAACCAAUUGAGUGAUUAAUGAUUAAAAUUAAAACAGCAUAUCAAUUCUGAAUAUUUUUGCUCAUCUUAUCAAAGACUAAGGAAGAUAUUUAAGAGUAUUUUCUAGCUUAUGUUGGAAAAUUUUAACAAUUCAAAUGAAUAUUUGAGAUACAUUGAAUCAACAUAAUGUGCAAAAGUGGCAGGCAUUUACAAAUUAUAAACCAAAAUAAUUGAUUUUAAUUAGUACUACCUGUGUUUGCCUAGAGAAAUUCAUUUUAACAUUAAUACUUUCAUUUAAAAUAAUUUCAAUGGAUUUUCUUACCAUCUGUGUUUAUUUGAAUCAUGUGUGUCUGAUAUGGUCCUUACCUCCCUUUCCAUUUAGAUGUUUUUAGUUAUCAAAAAGAACAACAUAUUUCAUAUUACUUAGAUUUUUUACAUGAAAACAAUGAACUUUUUCUUCAUGAUUCUUGAUUCAUAAUUAAUAGAGACUAAUGAUGAGGGAUGCCCUUCUGUAUGCUGUGAAUAUAUAUUUCUCUUACUGGUUGAUAUAUAAAGCUGUUUUGACCAAUGGAUAGUCAAAAUUUGGCUAGACAGGAAUUCCAAACAAAGAGGCAGGGAAAGAAAGACAAAAGACAGAUGCCAUGUAGCCAGGGAGGCAAGAUCCCAGGGUUAGCAACAGCCACGUAAAAAUACACAAAUUAAUAGAAAUGGGUUAAUAAGCAAGAGAGAGCCAGCGAGUAAGAAGCCUAAGUCAAUGGGCAAAUAGUUAUGAGUAUGUAUUAAGUCUCUGAACAGUUAUUUCUUAAUUGGCUGCAGGACCCAAUGGGUGGGGAGAAAUCCAGUCCAGUGGGGCUGAGAUAGAUGGAAAAAAUGUCCUUUUACAUUCUGGCAGCGCAAUGUGGGGCUCUCCAGUUUCCACAUAAGACUUAAAAGAGCUUAGGAAAAGAGAGGGGGAAUAUUGUAAUGCAUAAAUGGGGCCAAGAACAGCCUCCUGAUUCUGACUCUCAUGCUGGUCCCGGUACACAGACAUCAUGGCAUUCUGGCUUGAGCACAACAUGGCAGAUUCAUGCCACCAGAGUCUUCUAGUUGCAAUGCACUGCAUAGAAGAUUAGCUUUUACUCAGAAAAAAAGUUUCUGGGCUGGCUGCAUGCUACCUGAUAGCAGCAUUGGGGAAGGGAGCCUAAUGCUUGUUGUUGCCCUGCCAUGUUUGAAAUCCAAACAGGCAGGCAGCUGCUUUAGCCCUAGCCAUGCCUGCUUAACAUUUUAAAAACACUGUUGGUCAUAAAAGGAUUUUUAGAUACACAAUAAGGACAGAUUCAGACAAAAAAGAUUUCUAAACAGGUCACGAGGUGUUUAAAGAUGUACAUAAGUUUGAAAGAGAGAGAGAAAAAGGAAAAAGACAGUUGCAGAUUAAAAAAAUAAUAGGUCCUUAAAAAGAAAUAAAUUAAUAUAAGCCAUGUAAAGAUGGAAAAUAAAGCAUCUGGAUUAUGUACAUUA